AUGCGCCUCGGGCCGGAGCCCAUCCAGGCGGCUCCUGAGUUGGCGCUACCAGGCCCACGGGCACGGCCGCCUCCGCCCGGGCAGUGUCAGUGCCCCCAGCAGCCCGGGCCCCGCUGUCGGGGAGACCUGUCCGGCCUGCCCGGCCGUGCCCUGAGCCUGGACACUGCGCCCCGUGAGCCGGCCGCCCGGACCAAGGGCGAGGAUGCCGAGCGAGGCCCGCGGCCCAGCUGCCCCGACAACCUGCGGGCAGCCGCGGCCCUGGCCGAGGGCACGGCGGUCACGCGCAGCCCGCCAGCAGGGUGCACACUUCUGGGAGGCCGCUCAGGGUGCGGGGCCAGUGGCCCCAAGACUCAGCUUGGUGUCUCUCUGAGCCGCUGCCUUCCUCCGGAGGGCGGGGCCGCGGGGACCCUGGCCACCCCACCCCCAGGUGCCAGCCAGCCACCGGCAGAGAACGAGGCGUGGCUCUGCUGGCCUGGGGGCGUGUCGGACCAGCGCGUGUGCCCGCUGUCUCUCACCGUGGGCAGACGGGAUCGGGCACACCGGGUGCGGCUGACCUCCAGGGACAGGUCUCAGGAAGGUGGCCCCACCCAGGGCCGGGGCUCCCUCAGCAGCAAGACGCGCGCCCCUCAGAGCACGCGGCGGGCGGGCGCGGAGGGGAUGCACCAGCCCGGACUCACGGCGGACCCUCCCCGGGGCCCCCUGGUCAUGGCGGCCACCAGAUGGACGCAGCCCGGCCUCCGCCCUACAGAACCGCUCGCUCUCACGUGCGGCCAGACGGCAGGCCGGGCUCAGACCCGGGGCGGGAGAGGCUCCACGCCCCAGCCGCCCCAGCCGCCCCAGCCGCCCCAGCCGCCCCCUCGCACACUUGAGCGUCCGCCUUCGCACGGCAGCAACGCUCCAGGGAAGCUCCGGCAGAUCGAAAGGGACCGGGGACCCGGGGGCCGGGCCCACCCUGAAGCCGAGAAGCGAGUGACCCAGUCACCGAGCCCCCAGCCUGGGAACCGGCAGGCUGCAGAGAGCCAGGUCCCCGUCGGGGGCAGCCAACAGCAUCCCUGCGGGACGCAGGAUCUGGGGUCCGGUGUCGACCUGAAGGAGCAGCCAGAUGCCCUGGUCCUGGGAGGCCCCGCCGAGAGCCAGGGCGCUGAGCGAGCAAUGCUGCCUAGGCCUGGACGGGACCCCAGGCUGCUGUCCCCAAACGCCCAAGUGGCGGAAGCUUCCUCCCCAGGCCCCCGAGCCGGCCACUCUACAGGGCGCAACGGGCCGCCACUCAGCGCCCAGCCCGCAGCCAGCCGCUCCGGCUCUCCCAGGGGCUGCGGAAACCCCCAGGACAAAGCCACGGCCGGGUCCUCCGGCCCCACGGAGGACCUGUCUUCUGUCUUCUGA
This is a messenger RNA of Pteronotus mesoamericanus, 1383 nucleotides long. RefSeq names its product translation initiation factor IF-2-like. The coding region runs from base 1 to 1383 and encodes 460 amino acids. The record is from RefSeq and is a predicted model, not a curated record. Lineage: Eukaryota; Metazoa; Chordata; Mammalia; Chiroptera; Mormoopidae. The transcript is spliced from 6 exons.